Messenger RNA from Aphis gossypii (cotton aphid), 2152 nucleotides. Its product is annotated as M-phase inducer phosphatase-like. The transcript is spliced from 9 exons. Bases 474 to 1799 code for a protein of 441 amino acids. Gene Ontology annotation, cellular component: cytoplasm; nucleus. The record is from RefSeq and is a predicted model, not a curated record. NCBI's taxonomy places the organism in Eukaryota, Metazoa, Arthropoda, Insecta, Hemiptera, Aphididae. Gene Ontology annotation, molecular function: protein tyrosine phosphatase activity. Gene Ontology annotation, biological process: G2/M transition of mitotic cell cycle; positive regulation of G2/MI transition of meiotic cell cycle; positive regulation of G2/M transition of mitotic cell cycle.
CUAUCUAAUCCGUGGUAUUUACACCGUGUCAUGUGUUUUUAUAUCUGAAAAAUUUGAUGUAAAUAACUCGUUUUUGAUUUUUCUGGGUACACGACAGAUUCAUGGACAAUUAAUGAAUAAAACGUGGUAUUGUUUUGUCGACGACGAUAGUACAUUAAUAAUAACUUCUAUUCACCUAUGAUUCUCUUUCUCUCUAUUAUUUGUAUAGAUUCCGCCUGCUUGAUAUACUAAAUAUUUAUUGUUUUCAUUAAUUAUUACUGUUUUGAUGAUUAAGGUAAUACGUUAAUAGAUAUUAAAUUUUAAAUAAUCCGUGUUAAAACAGUUUUAUUGUUGAACUUUGUUUAAUAAAAUGAUUUUUUAUUUUCAAUCGAACAAAUGAAACAAUAGACCGCGAUAUAAACGGCUCAUCGAAUACCAGAUUAUUUAAAAAAUAUAAAUGAAAGUUCUACAUUGAAAACUUUGAUGCAUCAAAAAUGAUAAACAGUCCAGUUGAGAAGGAAAACACAACUAUGUGUGCAGAUGCGAUAGUCUCUAAAACAAUGUUAUCACCAUCCCAAUCAAGUCCAACAUUUUUGAUGCACAGUCGUAACACAAGAGGUCGUCACCCGUUAGAAGAUUAUAAUCCAAAUUCACAAGACAGUGGCUUUUUUUCCGUGCUUUCUGAAGAUUCCAGAUCAUUAACUAGAUUUGAACCCAAAAGUGUAAUUGUCAAGAAAAACUCAUCAUUAAAUGUUUGUCACAAAGAAAUCCCAGAAAUAGAUGAUCCAUUUGAUGAUGUCAAUUCUCCAAGAAGACAAUCUCAAGAUUCACUUCCAACUGAAUUCAAUACAUUGAUUGAUGGAGAUAUUUUUUCAUUACAUUCACCGGUAAUAAAACCUAUAGUCAGACGAAGAAAUUCUGAAUAUGAUUCAGAGAAUACUCAAAAAAUUGAUUUUGUUUUUGAAUGUCCUGAGUCAUCGUUUGUAUCCAAAAGGUUAAAGCCUAAUGUUGAUCUUUCAAUCUCAUUUAAUUCUCCAAGAUUAAACACUGGAAAUACUUCUUUAACUGCUCCUGUAUCACAUAAGAAAACUACACUUUUUGACUAUGGAUUUUGCAAAAACAGUGUUUCCAAGUUACAAAGAUCUUUUUCAACUACUGAAGACACAAUAAAAGCUGCAUUUGAGAAAGAGGAUAAUGGAGCAAAUUUAAUUGGUGACUUCAGUCAAUCAUUUAUAUUGCCCUUGUUAUCAUUCGGUCGUCAUGCAGAUCUUCGUAGCAUAUCUCCUGAUACAUUAGCUCGUUUAUUGGAAGGCUCAUUCAAUGAUCAUAUUGACUCUUAUCUUAUAAUAGAUUGCCGAUACCCCUAUGAGUAUGAAGGUGGUCAUAUAAGAGGUGCAAUCAACAUAUUUACUAAAGAGCAACUAUUUAAAAACUAUACAGAAGACAAGUUAGGUAAAAAAUCUCACAAAUCUGAUAACUUUAGUGCAAAGAGAAAUGUUUUGAUAUUUCACUGUGAAUUUUCAUCAGAAAGAGGUCCAAGUCUGUCACGAUACUUGCGUAAUGCAGAUCGUCAAAAGAACAGUAUGUGCUAUCCUUAUUUGGACUAUCCAGAAAUGUAUUUGCUCGAUGGUGGAUACUGUAAAUUUUUCAGUCAACACAGUAACUUGUGUGUACCGUCUAGCUAUCGAUCAAUGUAUGAUCCAGCUCAUACCUCAGAUCUAAGAAGGUUUAGAUCUAAAUCAAAAACAUGGGCUUGUCACAACGAUGCAAUGCCAAGAUUGGCCAGGAAAAGCACACUCAAACGAUUGGGUUUUAAUUAAUCGCUUUAUAUUUUUUUUCGUGUAAAUAAGUUGGGUUUUUUUUUUUAUUGAUUUGUGUGAUUUUUUUUUGCGUUUUAAUUUUAAUUUUUUUUAACUAUAUAACCAAUUUUUUUUUUCUAUUUUAAAACUGAUGUGUUGAAAUAUUAAUUUAGAUCCCAGUGCAAUUUUGUAUAACUUUUGUGAUGCUAUAUAAUAUUAAAAGCACUGUUAGCUAAGUUUCCAAAAAAGAACAUUUAAUCGUCAGCUUUAGCGGUUUUAAUUAUUUUAUAUAAAUAGAUUGUUAAUAUAAAAUCAAAUGCAUAUAGUUUAUUAUGUACGUGUGUUUGUGUGAUUUAAAUAUAUUUGCCAAGUGC